AGUUGUGUCGCCGCGCAGCCCCUGAGCAGAAUGGCGGCUCUUUUGGAAUCCGUUCUGCAGAAGAAAGCGGACAUUAAAACGGUCUUAGACUGGUUGGCAAAUGAAAAGGUUGGUUCUGAAAUGACUGUAAGCCGCUUCAGUGAGACAUGACAUAAACGACCGCUCUCUUGGGGCGUGUGUUAUGAGAUGACAAAGCUUGAAACAGGUUGUAAACAAAACUUUUAGCUGGACGGCUAGCGGGCUCGGCUAGCUGCAACCAGGCUGGGAUGGAUUCAUGUCCAGGAGCUAUCCAACUUAUGCAGAUUUUAGGGUCUUUAAGGAUAAAUAGAGUCUUUAAUCUGUGCCAUUUUAGCCAUUUAAAGUCGUAUCUUUUCCCUUUUGUUUACAAACUGUUCUGUCUUUCUUUCACAGGGAGGUGACAGCCUGGUUUUUAAUGAACCCGUGUUGACGGUCCACAAACAAGAAUUUGUCCCUUUCCUGCUCAAUUUUCUGAGGGAGCAGAGCAGCCAGGCACUGACCCAUGGCCCCGCCACGCCAGCAAAGACCCCCAGCCGCCCCAGACCUGCUGCUCAGAUGCAGGUCUUCACUGACAGGAGAGGAUGCAGAUCUGGUGGCAGUGGAGCUGGUUCUCGGAGUGCCAGCAGAGUCCAGUUAUUCUCUCCCGCCUCUUCUGUGUCACCUGGAGCUGAGUGGGAUGCAGGUGGACGGUCAGAAUCUCACUGUCUCAGCGGGGUUAACUCCUUCAGCAGCCCUUCCUUCGUGACAUCAUGGAGCCCUGCUUCCAGGCCAUCAGGCUCUGAGCGUCGGUCUGGCAAUAAGAUCAGUCUUGGGGACUACAUGAUCUCUCCUCCAGAGCACCAGCACAGCCAAGGCUUUCAGUCUCAUAAAGGCCGCAGGAGGAGUGGUGGCUCCACAGCAGUAGCAGGACAAGGGAGGCACGGAGGAGGGCGUGGAGGACAUCACAGUGAUGACAGUGGGCGCUGGGAGAGUGGUGCUAAGAGGUCAGGUAGAGGGGGAGGUGGAGGGCACAGUAGGAUACAUGAGCAGGCGACACCUCCAUCUGUAGAGCAGCUCAAUCUAAGCAACCUGGAUGAUUUCCCUCCUGUUGGAGCAUCUCCUGUUUCCCCAGCGUGAGUCUAGUUGAACAUUUAAGUCAACGCUUUCUCUGUUUUUGUAGUUUUGACUUACACUUUCUCGUCUCCCUCAGGACAUCCAAACCAUCCAGACGAAUCAACCCGACACCAGUCAGCGGAGAGCGGCCACACUCCAAGCCUAAGAUCUGCUUCACCUCCACCCCAUUCAGUAAACCUUCAACACCCCCUUUAGGUCUGGAAGCAACUGAGGGGUUGACGAAUUUAGGCAGUCCUCUAAGCCUGCAGGAAGAACGAGAGCUGCUGAAGAGGGAAAAGUAAGUGUUGAUACAAAAGGUAACUCGAUGUAAGAACGUAAAAAUAUUCAUUUUUUUAUUAUUCUUUGGACCUGGCUAGAGCUGUCUGAAAACUAUAUUUAAAGGGAUAUUCCGGCGUAAAAUUAAUUUAGGGUCAAACACACCGUAACCGUAACACAGAGUUAGACCCCCCUCGAGAGAUGAAUGUUGUAACGACCGCAGGACAGCAAUACACAGCGGUCUGAGGAGCCAUAUACAAACCUCAACUAAAACGCCACUCUAUAACUACAAAUAAUGCUCAGAACAGCACCUAACUUCAUCAACAGGACAUAUAGGGUCACAGACAUAGUACUAGACACCAAACAUCUUUUUAGCUUUGCCUAAUUUCUUUAACAAAGAGACUAAACACAACUCACCUACUCUCUUCCGGCAGCCGCUUGUUUGUAGUGAGACCUCGACCGUCCAUCAUCGACUGAGGAGGGGUGACGCAGCUCAAGGAAGAACAUUUAUGACCAUUACUUUAUCAUUUCCUUGAAGUAAUAAUCAUCAGAUUAAUCAUUUUGCACUGCAGACGCGGUAGUUCUUCUGCCCUAGCGUCUUGGUCUGAUUGCAUUUCCAUGAAGAAAUGAUCAUAAAUGUUCUUCCUUGAGCUGCGUCACCCCGCAGCAGUCUGUAAUGGACUGGCCUGAGGUCUCGCUACAAACAAGCGGCUGCUGGAAGAGAGUAGAUGAAAAUUAGGCAAAGUUUAAAAAGAUGUUUGGUGGCUAGUGCUGUGGCUGGGACCCUAUAUAAAUUGUUUAUGAAGUUAGGUGCUGUUCUGAGCAUCAUUUGUGGCUAUAGAGUGGUGUUUUGGUUGAGGUUUCCCCUUUAAGAGGGGUUGUUAUCUGUAUUCUCAUGUUCACUGCAGCAUCACUUUCACCUCAUUCUUCUUCUGCCCUGUGCUUUUUAGGACAAAGCGGGCCCAACAAAUCAGCUCACCUCUGCCAAUCCCUCUGGAUCCCUGCACACCAACCAAGUCAGGACUCAGGACAGGAACUAAAGUCACACCAGAUCUACAGACACCCUGUCCUGAACCACUGAAAGUCACCUUUUCUUCAGAACUGGAUAUCCUGGCCGAGCUGUACUGUACCUGCAUCUCUGGUGAGCAACCACAAGAUGGCAUCAACAUGCUAUUUAAAGGAAGCUUUAAUAAAAAGAGAAAAAAAGUUAUGUUUAAAUCUGUUUCCUUGUCUUACAGAAAACCUAGUGCCAAACAUUUUUCUGGAGCUUUUCUUUGUGAUGCAGCUGCUAACGUCUCGUUCUCCUCUCACUCUCAAUGAGGACGAACAGGGGAGUUUGUGUGCAGCAAAUUCAGGCAUGUUUGUGUUAACUUUUGUCCUGAAACAUCAGAGUCUCAUCAUUUUCAACAGAUACUGAUAUCAAACCUUUCCCCCACCUUUUUUUAGAUGUUCUGGAGAGAUGUUACCUCAGACAAGUACACAACUGUGUGUACUUUGCUGUGAAAGUACUGGAGAAUCAGUUUCAGUGAGUUUGUUUGAUAGAAAAUGUAAAGCUGUUCUCCUCAGUAAAGUGACACUCAAGUCCUCCACUCCUCCUGCACUGGUUCCUAACUUUAUUCUUGGCAGGUUGGUUGCUCAUCUGGACAAGUGUACAUUGCGUCUGCUGGCAGAAAACGAGCGAGUGGCAUCCUUCUCUCCAGAGCUCAGGGACCGUCUGACUCAGGCCAUGGACAGGAGCACAGCAAAGGUAACUCACCUACAACGAUACAUAAUAGCUAAUAAAUAUAGGCAUACUAAAGAUGAUUGAAUAUUUUCAGAAUCCCUUGCUGCUUUGAAGGCAGCACAUACAAGAUAGCAUAUGAAUGAGUGAAUGAAUGAUUUAAAAAAUGGAUUACUCACGAUAAUCAGGAGAUUUUUGAUGCUGUGAAGGGCAAAAGUCUGCAGAAUAAUGAUAUUCAGGGAUGUGUUUCUUCUUGAGUCAUCUGGAAAUGCAGACAGAAUCAUGACAAUUUCUGUCUUUCUUUCUUUCUUUCUUUUUUUUUCUUUCUUUCUUUGCAUGCAUGCAUGCAGGUUAGACAUGCUGUGUCUGUCACUCUGAAACUUUCUUUUAACUCUCAUAUAAUGUAAAUUAUAACUACAUAUAACUUAAAUGAUUCUAGUUCUAUCCAUCUAGGCUAUCCAUAUACCACCUAUACUUUUAAAGGAUACAAAUGAGCUAUCUGUGUGAUUAAACAGCUGAGAUUGUGCCAAAAACACCAGCUGCUCAUUGAAAAAUUAAGAUUAAUUACUUCUAUGUGAUGUGACAUGGCGCCAGAUGCACAAACAAAGGAGUCAUGUGUCAUAACAAGAUGCAUAAAGUGGGAAAAAAAUAAUAAUAGACAGAGUAAACCCUGCAAAAGCGACAUAAACUGAUGCAGAAGAUUUCCCCAAAAGGCAAGAAAUAAUGUUUUUUAACUUAUUUUAGCAUGUUCCUUGUGUUUGAGGGCUGCAGCUUAACUUCAGCCUUUUUAUUCAGCAUUUAUUUAACAGAAGGAGGUUCGGAUGCAGAUAUUGUUACACCUAAACACAACUUGAAAGUUGUUUAUUUGUGCGCUUGAAAUUGCGCUCUGCCCUCUAUUAUUUCCUGCUUCAUUGUCCUUUGCCGACACAUCGCUGGAUAUUGAAACUAAUACUGGACUGAAGCAAAUAAAUGUUUGAUAAGUAAUUCAUAGAAGUCAUAUUCUUCCAGGAUUCUUGUUUUAAUUCAGAAUUCAAUUUACAACUUAUUUUAUUGUCUUUUGUUUCAGAGAAACUUCAGUACGUUUCCAUUUUGGUUGACAUGUGUUUGUUCCUCCUCUGUUCCAGCUCUCUCCUUCAGUUUCCACUUUCAUCCACUCAGUCCCAUUUCAACCUGCCACUGACAACCGCUCCAACUUUGGAAGUGACAAGGCCUUCCACACCUUUAAAAAACAGAGGUUGGUCACAGUGUUUGUGCUCAGAACAAAAACUAUUUGAUGGCUGAAACAUUAAAAUGUCUAACUGAUCACUUCAUGAAACUCCUGGAUUAGAGGGUGUUAUCAUCAUCACUUUUGUAUUUGAUGUUUUUGUCUUCUUCUCAGAGAUAUUUUUUAUGAGGUCUUAAGAGAAUGGGAGGACUUUCAUAAGGAACAAGGGUGGAACUUUGACUCUGCCCUUGGGAGCCGGAUAAGGUGAGUACAGUGAUCUCUGUGUAAUUUAAAAAUGGUCAAACUUGAUGAAUUAGCUGGUACUGUUUCCUGCGGCUUUCAUUUUUAUCUACUUUUCUAGAGGGAUGAUGAGCCAGCUGACCUCUGCAGGAAACCACUCCCACUUUAGCCGUCUUUUCCUGAAGCAGCUUAUUCAGGUAAACUAUGGCGUCUCAUUCAUACUUAGAAAAUAGAUCAUGACUUUUGACUAUAAAGCUCUGCGUACAGAUGUCACAAUAUGACCACCCAUUUCGUUUAGAUGUGUAAAGGCCCCCGUGUGAACAGCUCUCCUGGUGAUACCCCUGAUGCUGACUUGCUUGGCAUGCUGGGAGCAGACAGCCUGGGGCGUCUGAAGCGACUGGAGGAGCGUCUCAUUCAGCCUCAUGGUGUUGUGGGUCCCUGCCCUCCUCCAUCCUUUCCCGGUCACCAGGAGUUCUUCAGGGAUUUCCUUCAGACGGCCAGCUGGUAAAGAUUAUGUUUCCACUUAAGCUAUUUGAUGAACAAAAACUAUAAAAUGGACACAUGCUUGAGCGUCUUUUAAUUCAUCUUUUUAAUUAACCUAACUUGCCAGGUAAGGCAGGGAUUUAACUGCCUUUGAGUCCCGUCUUAAUUUGGCAGAUGUCCUUUUUUUUUUAACUUAUUUUUUACUAACAACUUGGCAACAAUUAAAAGCUACUGUGUUUUUUUGUGAUCUAACAAAUCUAAUGUGAUGCACACCAGCUGCCAGCUGAACCAGCACUUGCAGGACAGCCUGUGUCAACAGCUCCUCCAGCUGGAUGAGGUCUCCAUCCUGAGCCCAAACGCUACCAUCAGGGAGGGAGAGGAGGAGGGAGACGGUGACAUGGAGCAGCAGGUAUUUACUGGGAUGAUAAGGGAAACAAUAGAAGUUUGUUUUGGGAUAGCUUUGAAGCUAAUUGUAUUUUAUGGAAAUCAGAAAUACAAAAUCUGUAAUAAUCACAGUUUGAGUCUGAUUUUCUCCUGUCUGUCCACCUCACAAGGAUGAGAAGCAGCGGUUCACCUCGGUGCUGCUCCUCGCUCGUCUCUUAGCCAAGUUUCUAGGAUUCAUCUCCUUUCUACCUUACCAAACAGCUGAGAGACCAUCCAGGGAAAUACAGGAGACUGCUACAGAGCUGCGCAGCAAGGUGAUGAUUUACGAAGAUUGCUCUUGAUUCAAUCCAAAAGACUAUUUUCCUUCAAUCAAGUGACCAAAGAACAAAGUUUAAUUUCGAAAUCAAAUGUGAUAUAUUUUUUGUUUCCUCAGAGUGUUCCUGCGCUGGAUGUGUGUGCCGUGCUGAGUAACAGUGUGAGGAGGAGGCGCACCAUCCUGACCGUGCCCUGGCUGGUGGAGUUCCUGUCCAUGCUGGACUUCAUUGGUCCUCUGCUGCUCUGCUAUAGAACUGCAUUGGGCACGCUGCUCCUGCUGUACAGGUUGGCCUCCAUUUCUACACAUUAAAGGGAUAUUCUGGUGUAAAAUUAAUUUAGGGUCAAACACACUGUAACACCGAGUUAGACACCCACUCGAGAGAUAAAUGUUGCCCACUCGCUUUUCUAGUUUUACCAACUUUAGUAACGACCGCAGGACAGCUAUACACAGCGGUCUGAGGAGCCAUAAACAAACCUCAACCAAAACGCCACUCUAUAGCCACAAAUAAUGCUCACCUACUCUCUUCCAGCAGACGCUUGUUUGUAGUGACACCUCAGGCCAGUCCAUUACGGACUACAGUGGGGUGACACAGCUCAAGGAAGAACAUUUAUGAUCACUAGUUUAUAAUUUCCUUGAAGUAAUAAUUAUAUUAAUCAUUUUGCACUGCAGACGCAGUAGUUCCAGAGUUUCGGUCUGAUUGCAUUUCCAUAAAGAAAUGAUCAUAAAUGUUCUUCCUUGAGCUGCGUCACCCCGCUGUGGUCUGUAAUGGACUGGCCUGAGGUUUUGCUACAAACAAGCGGCUGCUGGAAGAGAGUAGGUGAGUUGUGUUUAGUCUAUUUGCUAAAGAAAUCAGGCAAAGUUAAAAAGAUGUUUGGUGUCUAGUGCUGUGGCUGGGACCCUAUAUGUCCUGUUGAUGAAGUUAGGUGCUGUUCUGAGCAUUAUUUGUGGCUAUAGAGUGGUGUUUUGGUUGAGGUUUGUGUAUGGCUCCUCAGACCGCUGUAUAUUGCUAUCGUGCGGUUAUCACUAAAGUUGGUAAAACUAGAGAAGCAAGCAGUCUGCAACAUUCUUUCAAUGGGGUAUCUAACUCGGUGUUACAGUGUGUUUGACCCUAAAUUUAUUUUACGCUGAAAUAUCCCUUUAAGUAAAAAAGAAAAGUAAGUAUUUACUGUUUCGUCAAGAAAAGAGCCUAAAAGUGAAAUAUUUUUCUCUUGAAGGAAGAUGCUGCUGGGCAGAUGCGGAGAGAUGUGCUACCUAAACAAGCUGCUCCUGGUUUCUGUGCUGGGUUGGCUUUUCCAGGUGACUUAUCAUUAGUCCCUUGUUUUGUAUCAUGAAAGAAACAUCCAAGGUCCAAAGUCAUCCAAAAGCAGUUUUCAUUUGAACAUAAUAGUUAAAUGUUCUUGAACUUGUGCAGAUCCCGGUGAUUCCCGAGGACAUUUUCUUCACCAAUGACUUCACUGAAGUGGCAAAGCUGGAGGACAGCUUCUCAAGUGCUGCGGGCUUUGUGAGUGAAAAACUCUUUCAGAUGGCUCAGUGUGCACCACUGCUUCAUUUCUCUCCUCUUUUAUCCUGAGGUGUCUCUUGUUGUUUUGCAGGACUGCAUUCCCCUUGUGGAUCAGCAGCUCCUCUAUACAUGUUGCCCAUUUUUAGGUGAGUGGUGAAACAUCUUUUCAUUUACUUUUUGGCACACAGUUCAUUGUCUACAUGUGUAAUUUGUGGUGUUAAUGUUUAAUAUUUAAAAGUUAAAAGGCAUGAAGCAGAUUGCAUAGAUAAAACUUGCUGUGUACACUUUAUGUUCGCUUUCGUCGUCUCGGAUAAUAACUCCUUUAGGCUGAGAAACAAUCUCCUUCCUUGUUUUUCUUGUCAAGGUGAGUUCCGAAAGCUUCUCGCUGCCUUCGUGUCCGGGAGCGCGGCCAAAAGCGGAGGAAUCAUCCGCAAGAUCACUCCCACAUCUGCCGAGCCCAGGGAUACGCCGACUGCCAACAGGUCGCAGCAGAAACUACAGGUGAGUCAAUGGGGCGGUGAAGCCAAGAAUCACCGAGUGCAAAUAUUUGAUUUUAAACUUGUACCUGAAAUGUGACAGGUGGACCUGGAGCAAGCUUUCUUUCACAACCAGCCCCCGUCGCUGCGCCGCACUGUGGAGUUUGUAGCUGAGAGGGUUGGAUCCAACGCUGUAAAGCAUAUGAAGUUAGUAUUUCAGAGCUGAGGGGAGGUCGAGUCUUAAACUUGCUUGUAAACUUUUCAAAUUUUUCCAAAUCAGCUGCAACUUUCACAUCUUUUCACUCAACCUCUGAGACUGCAGCUUAACUGUUCAAAUUCAACAAUACUUAGGUGGCGAGGGUGAAUUUACCACCCAUUAAUAUGUAUUUGAAAAUGUGAGUUACUUCUCUUUGUCAGUGUAUUGUGCAUGUGUGUGUUUAGACCUCUUUGUUGAUCUUCCUCAGGGCCACGUUAGUGAGCGAGCUGGUGGAGAGAGGGGAGAAGAUGCUGAAAGGUGGACUGGAGUCACCAAACUCAAAUCCGACCAAACUGAACGACUCCAUCUGUGCUCAGCUGUGUGUCGCAGGGUUGGAAGCUUUAGCAAGAGCUACUAGGUACCACAGCUUCUGUUAUACGCAGCUCUGUCCUCAUGUUCACAGAUGUAAAUAGUUGUAGUUCUAGGUUUUAUUUUACAUACAAGCUAUAUGCAUGCAUGAGUGAAGUGAAGUGAGUGGUGUUGUGUUUGUUUUUGUCUCCCCUCUGCAUCUGUGUCACGCAUCAUCACAGUUUUACCUUUCUUUACUUGGUUUUUAUUCCCUUUUUUUUCGUUUUGCAGAUUUUGCAGCGAGAAGAGUCCUGAAGCCAUUCGAAUUCUGCUCCCUGAGGGGACCUCUCCAGCUGUAAGUCCUGCAGAAACCAUGACAAAUGCCAAAAUAAAAGAAUAAAAACCAUCAAAAAACACUCCAAAUCACGUUUGACAAUCUGUGCGCUCAUGUCUUUCUAUCCCUCUGUAUUUGCCUUCCCUCUGCAGGUCCUGACUACAUCUGAAAACAUCACCAAACGUCUUGCGACAGAGAAAGCCUGCAGCUGGCUCUCUGCCAACAUCACAGGUAGCUGCUUAAUUACGUUAUACCUGUUUUUUUCCUUUACACAUUUGUGAUUCUUUUAGAAACAGAUGCAUUAUCAUUAAUAGUAGUUUAAUUUUAGAUGAUAAAUUGCUUAAUUUAAGGGGUCCAUAUUGUAAUUUGUGCAAGUUCAAUUAAAUAACGUGCAAAAACACCGUUCUUGUUGCCAGCCUUGAUAAGACGCGAGUGGAAAAGCAGGUAUGAUCGUGUGAUGAAGGCUUUGGGAGGCGUGGCGACUGCAGACUCUGGUGAUGUGGUCGAGCUGGUCACCCUUGAUCAGUCGACUACUCCCAAGAGGAAACAAGGAAGUGAGCGAGUGACUUCGUGCCCUCCACACUGCAACCACACAGCUCCACUACCCUCUGACGUCCUCGUAGAGAUGAAGGUAAGCCUGUGUGAGAAAAAACUUCCAUAGAUACUUGUUUUUCAUCAGAAAAAGUCGCCCAGUCUCUUAAUUUCAAAAUAACAAGCUUGUAUCUCUGAAGGAUCGACCCAAUUUCCAGCUGAAUUAAAAGCGAUUGAUGUCUCCACUUCGUCUUCUGAGUGUAGGAGCUGCUGAGUGUUGCAGUCGGCCCCAGGACGGAUGAAGAUCUGCCGACCGGCUCUCAAAUCCAAACUCUGCUGCAGAGAGUGGGAGAAACACUGGCCUGCCGGAAGGUACAAGAUGGAAAAACAACACCUCAUCAUGGUGAAUCGACUGUUUUUGCCAGCAUUUGUCUCAAUCUGUUCUUCUUUUCUCUUCUCCAAGUUUUCAACUGCAGUGUCAGACCAAAUGCUGGUGAACUCCACCGUCCUACUGGCCUGCAAACUCGGUACUAUCUCAUGUUUCUCUUAUUUUUUUUACUGCCUGCAAAAUUUCUCGUUAACUGUCGCAUUGUCCCUGGGUUAUUUUGGAUGGAAGCAACUCAAAGCUUGAUGUUUAUCGUGCGUAUGUGCUCAGUGUCUGCAGAGCUGCCGGUGCUGCCUCUGUCAAAGUGCAGCCCAGGUGAUGGGGUUGUUGUGGGUCCUGGUUUGGGGUCAGAGCCUCCUGUCAGAGCCCUGCUGGAGCAGCUUGCUGAGCUGUGGAAAGAAGAUUGCUGUUCCUCUGCUCCUCUUCACCUUCUCUUCACGCCGCUCACUGUCACUGCUGUGCUGAAGGCCAGCGACAUGGAGGUAGGUCAAACAAAUGUUCUGUCCCUGAAACAGAAGUUUCAAUAAUGCUAAAGUUAUCUUUGUCUUUUACAGCUUUCUGAUUGUAGGAUAUACACCUCAGACACCUUUUUGCAUAUAAACAUGGCCUUCUAAAUGAGCUUUAUGGUCACUUUUGGACAUCUGAAUAAAAAUGCCAGACAGAAAUGACAUGAUGCAAAUAUUCCUGGCCUUAAUCGAACCAUUCAACUGUCUGUAAUACUCAUAAUACUCAUCUUUUCUUUUUUUUUUUUUGGCUAUUUAGUGCUUUUCUGCAAGGCUUAAAUGUGAGUGAGGUUGUUUAGAGUUGUUUUUAGGUAUUCGAUGUAUUAGCCACAUGGAUGCUGGUCAACCUGGUCCUGAUUUUUUAAGAUUUGGGGAGAACCAGAGUGAAAACUAGGCUAUCAAAUGCUGCAGACUAGGCCGAUUCAACCAUGUAACUAGGCAAAUUUUAAGAAACUUCAAAUAAAAGUGCAUGUCCUAAUUUUGAAAUUUAAUAUGCCGUCAGGAAACCUAUUUGAUUUCACACUAUUCUCAUAUUUUCUCUCACCUGUGAGGCGCUGAUCAGCUAACCAGGUCUUUUAUAUUUGAGCUACUGAUAUGCUCUUUCCAAAUCCAAGUUUUCUACCUGUUACACUUUGUAACUUGGGAUCUCACCUGCUCUUUAGUAGGGUUGUUGCACCGUACCGGUAUUGACGGGAGUGAACAACCUGACACAACUGUGCCUCAGAAAACUGAACUCUCCUACACAAACAACCUCAGCUGCUACCUCAUUUCUUUUUACCUUCUUCCAACACAUGCCAUUUCCCUUUUUUAGUGCAACACCUACCUGUUCCUGGUCAGACAGCUGGUCGACAGAGGAGUCCUGAGGGAGGAAGAGGUCGUAUCUCAUUGGAAGAAGCUCUCAGACUUGGCCUUGCCAGCAGUGAGCUUUACCUCCUUUCUUGUCAUCACAUAUUCCUUUGAAGUCAUUUCUUCCUGUAAUGAUCUGACCUCUUUUGACUCCUUUUACUCAAUUCGUCUCUUGCUCACUUUGUUCUCUGGUUUUUGUGUCGUUUCAGGAGCUGAUAGAAAAUUUUCAGCUGCAGUCACAGGGUGUUAAACCACAGUUGCCUCUGGCCGAGUUGCAAAGCCACUCGGAGCUGCUGCAGGUCUCACAACAAACAGUAGAGGGCACUACAUGACAACAGUAAUAGUGAUUCUAGUUCUGUUCCUCGUCUUUCCUCUGAUCACCACAGGGUUUUAUCACUCUUCAAGUGUGCUGCUCAAGAAAGAGAGAGAGAGAGAGUUUUGGAUGAAUUGCUGUCGUCCGUUUUCUGACUUUCCACUGCACAGCACAUCAAAGCUGCUCCACAGCCAGCCCUUGCACACACUUUGCAAGCUUUAGACUUUUGUAACUCACUUGUGAAGUGACAGCAGCCUUUCAUGAAUCCCUCUUUGGUGUGAAAACCAGAAGCCCUGCCAGUCAGAAGGAGUAAAGAACCACAUCAUUGCAGACUUUAGAUCUGCUGAACUUUGAAUCUGCUAGAUGAUUUUAUUAGGAAUACUAAUAGACCAAACACUCUAGACCUAAGCAAAUAAUCUGUGAACGCAGAUGUGUCAGCAUCAGAAUAUGCAUUUGUAUGCUUUUGCUGUUUAUCACUCAAGGAAUUUGGCUCUGGGCGUGUAAAAUAUCUUUUCAUGCUCCCAGUUUGAGGUGUCCACAAACAAGCCAUAGUUUCGGCAGUUACUGAGACAGACUGAAAAUGUUGAUUUUAGAGACCGUCUGGUGAGAAUUAAUGUCUUGAUUUUAAUAAAGCACUUUCACACACUGCCUUUCGACCGCCACCACUAGUGACUGCAUGUUUGUUUCAUGAAUGCCAAACUGCGUUUGUGAUUUGUUUUGUUCAUGUUGAACUACCGCUGUACUUCCUGCUGCUUUUAAACUGAACUAUUUUUAUGUUGCUGUAAAAUAAAUAUCUCAAUAAAAAUGUAAUGUGUUAAAAGCA
Xyrichtys novacula (pearly razorfish) is the source of this 11989-nucleotide messenger RNA. The record is from the annotation of a GenBank genome assembly. NCBI's taxonomy places the organism in Eukaryota, Metazoa, Chordata, Actinopteri, Labriformes, Labridae.